This is a messenger RNA of Ilex paraguariensis (yerba mate), 1508 nucleotides long. NCBI's taxonomy places the organism in Eukaryota, Viridiplantae, Streptophyta, Magnoliopsida, Aquifoliales, Aquifoliaceae. The record is from the annotation of a GenBank genome assembly.
GGACGUCUGCGCUUCGUCUUUGUUACAUAUGAGUGUGGUGGGGAUAACUGUUUGACACCCCUAAAUUCAGCUUACUAAUUAAAAAGUCAAACGUCAAAAUAUCCUGAAACAAUUAAUUAAACGAUUGAUUGAUUUACCGCGGUCGGUUCUAAGUGCAGGUCUUUCUGGUGAUCUCUCUCUCGCUCUCUUUUUCUAUUUAUUUCUUGUUCGAUCAAUCGACUCGGUCUUGGUACAUGUCUGUCAUUCGCAUCGAUUACGAUCCCACAAGAUAAAGUUGAUUCGACCUGAAAGAUUUUGUUCUUGAAUCAUCUAACCUGCAAUGUCUGAAUUGUGUGAAUCUAGCGAGGAUAGUCGAAUAUUGUCGAAAAUCAGGAUUUUUGGUGUCUGUUGAAAUGUUCUGCAGGAAUAAUAGCUUGGGCAAUUACUUUUGCAGCUUGAUCCUGGUUUGGCUUUUUUCGCUAUGCAAUUAGUAUCAAAUGAUAGUCGGGCGGAAGAUAGUUCAGAAACUGAACCCAUCUUAUGUCAGUCAGAUAGUCUGGAAAGAUCUGAGGAGCCUUCUUCUUUAGUUGAGAUAAUAAUUGUAGGUGGGGAUGGUUCUGUAGCUUCUGAUGACUCAAAAAGUCUUGGCACAGCUGAAAAUUCCUGUCUGGUAAAUGCGGACCAAUUGCAAUGCCGUAUAUGCCUUGAUAGUGGAGGAGAAGAUAUGAUUGCACCAUGCCACUGUAAAGGUACUCAGAAAUACGUCCACAGAUCAUGUCUUGAUAACUGGAGGUCAACCAAGGAGGGAUUCGCUUUUUCUCACUGUACAGAAUGUCGGGCAGUGUUCAUAUUACGUGCAAAUGUCCCACCUGACCGCUGGUGGUUGAGAUUAAAAUUUCAAUUUCUCGUUGCAAGGGACCAUGCAUUUAUUUUUGUUAUCGUUCAGCUGAUCGUAGCUUUCUUAGGCGUGCUGGUCUACAAAUUUUAUGGAGACGAACUUCGGGAAAUGUUCGGUUAUGAAGAGCACCCAUAUGGGUUUUAUACAAUGGCUGUUUUAGCUAUUGUCUUGGUGGGUUUGCUCUAUGGUUUCUUCAUUGCAAUAAUUUGUGGCCAGAGGAUCAAUGAACGCCACUACCACCUUCUUGCCAAACAGGAGCUGACAAAGGAAUAUGUGGUAGAAGACAGAGAAGCUCAAAAGAAUGUCCCAGAACUUGACCCCUCACAUGUUACAGAGCUAAGGAUGUUAGGCCUGUAUUGAGCUGAGAAUUCAUGUCUGCUGUUAAUUUAUUCGGUAAAUGCCAUGUUUUACUUCUACAUUUCUUGAAAUUGUUCCCUCUUUAUAGCCGCUGUGCCUUUCUAAUCCGUGUUUCUUGCUUCAGUAGAAACAUAAUGUGUAGAUUACACCUUGAUUUCUUUGCUUCUCAUUUGUUUGAUUAACUUGUGGUGUACGAUUGGAGGAUAAAAAGAAGUAUUUAGAUCAACAAAAAUGUAUAAAGAAUAUCAUUAGUGUACAAGGAAUGAAAAAAAUG